Messenger RNA from Staurois parvus, 322 nucleotides. Lineage: Eukaryota; Metazoa; Chordata; Amphibia; Anura; Ranidae. The record is from the annotation of a GenBank genome assembly.
UCGCCGGGUCUCAGCCAGUGAUUUCACGCCGUCACCCGGCGAUCUUUGUGUAUUACUGAUGGGGGAGAGACCUGUGUCUCCUGCACACUGCUUCGAUACAAAGCAGUGUGCUUACAGUGUACAGCACACACACAGCACACAGUAAAACAGCACACAGUUAACCCUUUGAUCGUCCCACAUGUUAACGCCUUCCUGCCCAGUGUCAUUAGUACAGUGUCAGUGCUUUUUAUUAGCACUAAUCACUGUAUUGGUGUCACUGGGGAUGUCAAUGACAGUUAGUAAUUUCCCCCAGUGUCAGAAUUCCCACCGCAGUCCCGCUAUA